AUGAUCUAUGUGAAAAGAUUAGUCGAGAAAGCCAUCCUCCCCAAAAAGGGAUCCCUCAAAGCAGCUGGCUAUGAUCUAUUUAGUGCUGAGGAUUCUGUUGUGCCUGCAAAAGGAAAACAAGUAAUCAAAACCGGCAUCUCAAUGGCCUUACUUGAAGGCACCUAUGGUAGAAUUGGUAUGUAUGUUCGUAAUGAUUACAGCUCCACGUUCUGGAUUGGCAGCUAAAAAUUUUAUUGAUGUUGGCGCUGGUGUUAUUGAUGAAGAUUACAGAGGAGAAAUAUGUGUCUUAUUAUUUAAUUUUGGAGACAACGAUUUCAAAGUGAAUUACGGGGACAGAAUUGCUCAAAUGGUCAUUGAAUAUGUUGUUCAAACUGAUAUUUAAGAAACUGACAAUCUGACUGAAACUCAAAGAGGAGAAGGAGGCUUUGGAUCAACUGGAGUCAAACUAAUUUAAAAUACUAACAAUUAAUCUCAACAAUUAAAGUAGAAAUUACAAAAUAUUCAACAAUUGAAUCAUGAUCAACCAGAGCCUUGGUAAGAAUUGACCAUUUUGGAUUUAUACAGCUUGUUUUCAAAUGGACACAUUAAUAGUAAGUAAAAAUAGCAAUUGGGUGAGAUUACAUUGAAAGGAGACAAGAAAGUGUACGAAUUAUUUAAAAAGAAUGAGGGAAAGAAUGAAUAAAUAAUAAUCUAAUAGUUACUUAAUUUAAUUGAAGAAUGAUGC
Messenger RNA from Paramecium octaurelia, 724 nucleotides. Lineage: Eukaryota; Ciliophora; Oligohymenophorea; Peniculida; Parameciidae. The record is from the annotation of a GenBank genome assembly.